Molecule: messenger RNA, 2673 nt
Organism: Fusarium vanettenii 77-13-4
Lineage: Eukaryota; Fungi; Ascomycota; Sordariomycetes; Hypocreales; Nectriaceae
Exons: 2
Coding region: 66-2159 (697 amino acids)
Biological process (GO): protein dephosphorylation; nuclear DNA replication
Molecular function (GO): protein tyrosine/serine/threonine phosphatase activity
Source: RefSeq, a predicted model, not a curated record
GUACGCCGUCCGACACAGCUUCACAUCAGGGUACUAUUCAACAUAAUUCUUCUUUUGUCGCUGACAUGACUACCGUCGCCCUCGCCCGGCCUAUCCCGCCCCAUCGUCCCUCGUCAACCAUCACCCCGCCUCUCUCCCUCGAAACCAGUACCAGUUCUUCUUCGCCAUGUUCUGUUCCUGUUCCGAAUAAGCAUAUCCCCAUCUGUCCCACUGGCCCCGCUCGCCCCGAUGAGCCAGAUACUCCGCCACCGUCUCCGCCGUCUCAUGAUCGACUUCGACAGAUUUCGGCCCUCUAUCCACUCGAUGACUUGAGCCGACUUGAGUCUGGCGGACUCUCCAUCUUUGAACUUGAUGCACCCAAGGUAGCUGAGGCGCUCGACGUUGCCUCCCGCCAGCCAUUGCCCGACCCUUCCCUCGUCUUUCCGUGGUUUCAUGGUCUCCAUCCCCAGAACCAUGUUCAGCAGUCAUUCUUCGCCGCUCGACGACGUGCUCUGAGAAGGACGCCUUCAUGCCUCAGGACCGUCACUCUUGUCAAGGCUGAUGGCGACCUCAGCUAUGCACGACUCAAGGGGGCGAUUGCCCCCAAUGAGAUUCUUCAGACGGGUAGCAAUCCCGAUUUCAUCGAGGCGGAUCCGCGAGAAGGCUUUUCUGUCCGAAACUUUCAGAUUCAGACAGUGAAAAGCGCUGUCAUGUCAGAUAUAAUCGUCUAUGGUCGAGCUCGAGAUUUGGCAAAGACACGCAAGUUAGCGUGGGAUAUUGCGGCCGCACAGAAGCGAUGGCGGGAGAAGCAUGAAGCUCUGGGGGCCUGCUUGCCCGAGUACAACACCUUUGUCUGUACAAGCCCGUUUUCGAAAUUCCAGGAAAAUCACCCUGAGAUCGUGGCCAUCGACGCAUCGGGGCUCCCGACCGGCAAUGUCAUCGACUUUUUCAACCAGGAAAGGCGGGAGAUGUGGGCCAUGACUGAGGCCUCGGAAAUCUCGAAGAACGUAUUUAUGGGCCCUACACCCGAACAAGGGAGCCCUGAGGAGCAGGCAUUUGAUAUCCUGAUCGAGUGUAGCGACCUGGGACGCCUGAACCCACUGGCACUCCAGCUCAUUGCAGAGAGCCCCGACGACGAUGGCAAACAUCGGUUCCUCGACUUCCCCUCGUCAGGCAGCAUAUUGCCACCGACAUGGUCUCAUUCCGAGACAGAUGGAAUUCUCGAGACCUGUAAAUGGAUAUACCAUCUCUCUCAUGGCACUUAUCCUGAACCUGAGCGGGAUACUAACGAGACCGACGCGGAAGGAGACUCCCCUAUGCCAUCCAAUGAUCAUCCAACCUUUGAAGUCCGACCUCGGAAGAUUCUCCUCCAUUGCGCCGAUGGCUAUACCGAGUCGACCAUGCUAGGCAUUGCAUACUUUAGUUAUAGCACUGGCCUACCUGUCCCAGAGGCGUGGCUGCAACUUCACACGACCAAGAAACGCAAUUUCUUCGCCUAUCCAACUGAUGUGGCUCUAUUGACAUCCAUCACACCAAGAUUGCUCCGGGAAUCCCCUGUAUGUAGCGGGUUGAGCUUGACUGAAAUCACUCACCUGACGAGGGAUGAGCCGAGCUGGUUUGGUGCUCUUGAUGGGUCAUUCCCAAGCCGCGUUCUCGACUACAUGUACUUGGGCAAUUUGGGACACGCCAACAAUCCAGACCUUCUUAAAGCCCUCGGAAUCACUCAGAUUCUGAGCGUCGGUGAAACGGCGAUGUGGCGAGAAGGUGACCUGGAAGAAUGGGGAGAAGAAAACGUCUGCGUGGUCCAAGGAGUUCAGGACAAUGGCAUUGAUCCCUUGACGGAUGAAUUUACUCGAUGCCUCGAGUUUAUUGACCGAGGAAGACGAAAUGGCACUGCGACUUUGGUGCACUGUCGGGUGGGAGUAUCCCGCAGUGCCACCAUCUGCAUCGCCGAGGUGAUGCGUGCGAAAGACAUGUCGUUCCCUCACGCAUAUUGCUUUGUCCGAGCCCGCCGACUGAAUGUAAUUAUUCAACCGCACCUGCGAUUCGCCUACGAGCUCUUGAAGUGGGAAGAGGCACUCCAGCAGGACGGUGACCCUGACGCUGAGGUCAAGAGAACAUUGGAAUGGGGAGAGAUUGCGCGAGAAAUCGCCCUCAUGAAUCGACCCUACUCCAGGUGAAAAGGAGCAUCAUUAGCGCCUUUUUGUUUUCACUUGCUAUGAAAGAGUCUCUAGAUUCAGUGGGAGAUCCGGUGGAUGACCCAGCAUCAAGAGGACUGAGCCACCCAUCCAGUAUAUUCGACUUCAUAUCUAUUCUCAUCAUAGUGGGCGCGGACUUGUUGAAGCACCUGGCGUGCUUGCUUAGAGUACUGCUUACCGCCAAGGGGAACUUGGCUACACACUGUGGCGUCAUGAACGCACCGUCAUCAGCAUACGAAUGACGGGAAAGAUCAACAGGAACCAGAAAUUGGGAAACACGCGGGCGCUUUGUUUAACGAGUCUGAAAAAGUCCCUGCAGGUUUGUGUAUGUGGCGUUCAGGACAGAAGACUGUUUUCUCAUGUGCUUUUUUGCCGUCUUCAAGGAUUUGGGUUUGAAUGUUGAUGAAUCACGACGGCUAUGAGAGCCACGGACCGAUGUUAUGUAUCUGCUUUUACAACUACACCGUUGUCAUGGUUGAAUUAUUGAUUUCGAAGG